AAUUUAAAACAAUAUAGAAAAUGGGGCAACACAGAAAUUCAAUUGAUAAAUAUUAUUGUCACUCCUAAAAUUCCAAUAUCUUAGAUUGUCAAGUCUAGAUGAGAGAACGACAAUAAUUUAAAGUAAGGUUAGAAAACAACUUAUGAAAGUCAGAUUUCCAGCUACUCUAUAAUAACUGUCUGUCGCACACAAUUUAUGUUAUUGUAACUUUGUCCAUUUAAGCAAAUAACAACUCAAUAUUUAUAAUUAUAUUUAAAUAAUGGCUCUUAAAACGGCUGCUCAGUUCACCAAACAUUUUCAAACAACAAAAUGUUUUGACAAAGUUUUAAAUAAGUUGAAAAUUACAUCCAUGGGCAAUGGCACAGCAGUAGCUGAAAUGAAAAUUGAAGAAGAUCACACAAAUGUUUUGGGAGGUUUACAUGGAGGUUUUACUGCAACUUUAGUAGAUUGCAUUUCUAGUUAUGCUUUGCUGACUGAUAAGAAUGGUGAAGUGCCUAGUGUUUCUGUAGAUUUGCACACUACGUAUUGCAAAGCUGCUCAACUAGGGGAUGAAAUUUUAGUUAAUGCAAAAACAAUAAAGGCUGGAAAAACACUUGCAUUUUUAGAAGUUGUCAUACAAAACAAAGCUACUGGUGAAGUUCUAGUGAAAGGGACGCACACGAAGUAUCUUAUGAGAGCCAAAUAAAGUCUAUUUGUUUGGAGUAGUCAAUUUUAAAUAUUUAUUAUUGUAAAUAAAUUUUAUUUAAUAUAUUUAAUAAUAUUGUU
Molecule: messenger RNA, 765 nt
Organism: Aethina tumida (small hive beetle)
Lineage: Eukaryota; Metazoa; Arthropoda; Insecta; Coleoptera; Nitidulidae
Product: acyl-coenzyme A thioesterase 13
Exons: 3
Coding region: 260-685 (141 amino acids)
Molecular function (GO): fatty acyl-CoA hydrolase activity
Source: RefSeq, a predicted model, not a curated record